Messenger RNA from Trematomus bernacchii (emerald rockcod), 1898 nucleotides. It is a transcript of the gene gpatch1, whose product is annotated as G patch domain containing 1. Gene Ontology annotation, molecular function: RNA binding. NCBI's taxonomy places the organism in Eukaryota, Metazoa, Chordata, Actinopteri, Perciformes, Nototheniidae. Gene Ontology annotation, biological process: mRNA processing. Gene Ontology annotation, cellular component: nucleus. The record is from RefSeq and is a predicted model, not a curated record.
GUGAACUUUGUCCCCCCGCGGCCCCGGUAGUGAUAGUAAAACAUGGCGUCUGACGGUGAGGAGGACUUCGUGAGUUACGGGGUUCCUCUGGAGCCUCUGGAAGAAGACGAGGCGAGGAAGAGGCCGGUUCCUCUUCACGACCAGAUGGUGAAAGAUGAGAAGGGAAGGUUUCAGAGGUUUCACGGGGCGUUCACUGGAGGCUUUUCUGCAGGAUAUUUCAACACCGUGGGCACUAAGGAAGGCUGGGCCCCGUCAACAUUUGUGUCGUCGCGGCAACAGAAAUCUGAGAAACAAAAUGCCCGACCGGAAGAUUUCAUGGACGAGGAGGACUUCGGGGAGCACGGCAUCGCCCCGAGUCAGAUCAGAACGUCUCAGGAGUUCACGUCGAGCCGCACAGACAAAACCAGAGAAACAGCGAGAGCCGUGAACGCUCAAAACUCCGUUAUUACAGGAGACACAAAACUGGAGGAACUCAUCGCUCCAGCACGGUCGUCCGUGGGGGUGGAGAUUCUGCGCAGGAUGGGCUGGAGGCAGGGGCAGGGCGUCGGGCCGCGAGUGAAGAGGAAACCCCGCAGGCAGCACCCGGACGGCUCUCUGCUGCCCCCUGCUGGAUCAGAGGACUCUGAGGAUGAGGAUGAGUUCGCCCCGGAGGACGUGACCUUUGCCCCUAAAGACGUGACCCCGGUGGACUUCACACCACGGGGGGGCCUUCAGGGUCUGGGGUACCGGGGUCUGGACCCGGGCCGCGCUCUGAUGGGCCGAGCGGCGCCGGAACACAUCGAUCUGUUCAGACCUCAAUCUGAGGCGAGGAGCCGACUGUUCGGAGGACGAGAGAGAGGAGCGAAGAGAGGGGGCGUCGCUGGAACCGCGUUUGGUAUCGGUGCUCUGGAGGAUGACGAUGAUGAAGAGGUUUAUCAUCGAGACUCCAUGUCCCGGUACGAUAAGGAGCUGGGGGGGGAGGAGCCUGGAGACGGACUGUACGGCUGGACGGCCCCGCAGCAGUACACCAAGAAGAGAGAAAAAAGCAAGGACGCGUCGUACCUGGGGAAGAUCCUGGAGGGUUUCACUCUGGCUCAAAACACUCAGGAGCUGAAAACAAUCUUCCCUCCUCCCUGCCUGCCUCCAGACUUCCGUCCAAUCCGUCGUGUCCGUCCCCCUCCGGACGUGUCUCACCUGUCGGGGGUGAGUCCGGCUCUGGCCGAGGCUCUGAGGCUCUCCAGGGGCCACAUGGUGCCGGAGGUAUCCCAGCAGGGGGUCCCUCAGCAGGGGAGCCGACACCAGCUGGACUCCGGCCAGAGGAGGGCGCUGCUGGGGGAGGACGCCCUGCAGGGUCCCAGCUCCGUCCUGGAGCUUCUGAAGCCUGAAGACAGGAAGCGACUGCUGGACCUCCGAACCUCCACCCCCAACUCCACCUCCCAUGAUGCACUGCGGCGUCCAGAUGUGGGCGUCGGCCUGCAGCAGGAGGCUCUGACAGCAUGGAGGGGGGUGCCGGCGUCCAAUCAGAGCUUCCGACCGUUCGACAAGGACCCGAGCAAACAGGCGCGCUACGACCUGUACCUGAACUGCCUGAAGCAGGGCGACAGAGACGGGCUGGAGCAGAGUCUGGACCCCGGCAUGACGGAGUGGGAGCGCAGCAGAGAGAGAGACGAGUUCGUCCGAGCGUCCAUCCUCUACAGACCGUCCUCCUCCUUCCUCUCCUCUCGCUUCACCAGAGCCAAGAGAGGGGAGGAGGAGCAGCAGGAGGAAGAGGAGGAGGGCAAGGAGCAGGAGGUUGUCGUUGACGACCAGCAGGCGGCGGUGAACAUGAAGAUGUUCGGGAAACUGACGAGAGAAACGUUCGAGUGGCAUCCAGACAAACUGCUCUGCAAGAGAUUCAACAUCCCAGACCCUCACCCUGG